Messenger RNA from Coccinella septempunctata (seven-spotted ladybird), 559 nucleotides. RefSeq names its product ATPase inhibitor, mitochondrial-like. Gene Ontology annotation, biological process: negative regulation of ATP-dependent activity. Bases 122 to 436 code for a protein of 104 amino acids. Gene Ontology annotation, molecular function: ATPase inhibitor activity. The transcript is spliced from 3 exons. NCBI's taxonomy places the organism in Eukaryota, Metazoa, Arthropoda, Insecta, Coleoptera, Coccinellidae. The record is from RefSeq and is a predicted model, not a curated record. Gene Ontology annotation, cellular component: mitochondrion.
CACCAGCUGAUAUUUUCAUUUUCUCAUUUCCAUUUAUUCCAUUCCUAACCUUUAUUUACAAUCAGAUUGUUGGCCGACUUCAAUCGUUGCUUUGAUACUAAGAAUAUAAUAUUGAUUAGCUAUGAAUAUGAUACGAACAGUGUUUCUCAACGGUGUUUCAAGGCAGGUGAGAUUUAUGUCAUCCCAACUUGGAGAUAUUGGAAGUGGUGCAGGCAAAGGGGGCGGUGGUGGUGGAAGUAUCAGGGAAGCUGGUGGAGCCUUUGGAAAAAGUGAAGCUGCUAAGGAGGAGGAAUACUUCUACAAGAAGCAAAGAGAACAACUGAAGACACUGAAGGCUAACCUACAAGAUGAAAUUAGUUUCCAUGAAGAACAAAUAAAGAGACAUCAAGAAGCUAUAGCCCGCUAUAAGAAGAAAAUGGAUGAGGUCAACCCUUAGACGCUUUGUUCUCAUUUCCAUAUAUAGUGUUCUGUUGUUCUAUUCUGAAUAAUGUUUCAGAUGGUAUUUUUGAGUUGAGUAAACUGGUAUCAGUUCUGCUUAUUAAAGUUUGAUUUUCCUCAG